UUCCAUGUACAAGUUAUGCAACUUUUAUUUUGAAACUGUUAAACUGGAUGAACCGGGAGCUGAACAAUCGGUCUGAUUGGUUAUAGCGUCAAUACAACUGUCAGAAGUCCCUCCUUUUACAGAAUCUGACCCAAUAGUUACCGCUCGAACACUUACCUUAGAAUGAAAGAGGAAAUAAUGUGGUACAUGAAAAUAUUACAUUCAAAUGCGCAGUUUUGCGCACUAGUAACUGAUAUGGCAAACUCAGAUAAGGAGAUCUCGUAUUCUGACCUAAAGGCCCUCCUGGCCAAGAACAGUGAGGGUCUGGUGGUGGUUGAUGUCAGGACCAAGGAGGAGGUUGACAAAGGACACAUUCCAGGAUCCAUCCAUAUUCCAGUCGAUUCAGUGGAGAGUGCCCUAGCACUGGACCCUGUUAGCUUCCAGGCAAAAUACGGGGUGCCAAAGCCCCCCCUGGAUGCCCCUGAGCUGGUGUUUUACUGUCAGGUGGGCCGUCGAGGAGGCCUGGCCACUGACAGAGCACUACGUCUGGGAUUCCAAAAGGCUGUCAACUAUGCUGGAGGAUACAAAGAGUGGUCGGAGAAGGAGGGGAAAUGAGGGGCACGACUUGCCUUCACUGUGAAAGCAUAGAAUAAAAUCGCACAAACAAUGUACACAUUUUUAAGCAUAAAAAUACUAGGCUAGGACAAAAAUUGUUCUACUUGACUUUUUGCUAAAUGUAUUUAUUAUAGUUGUGUUCUAUGUGGAGGUUUCGCAGACCAGAUUAAGCCUAGUCAAGGACAAAAAAUCACACACUCUUGUUGUAUAAAUUUAUUGAUACAUUGUGCCAAUCAAUUAAUUUUAAGGGAUGUAUUUAUUACUUAAAUCAUUUAAAAUGUUGUCCUAUAUAUAUUUAGCACUGCAUUCUAGCUUUAUUUAGACCAACCGCAAAGUGUGACGUUUGAGUAAUUUUUUUCCACUUAACAAUUGUAAGAUUUUGUUAUUUUCAAAUGUAUUCAUUUGAGCAAAUGAAAGACAAAUCUGUAUAAUGUUUCAAAUAUAGUUGAUUUUGCAAUUAGACAAACACAGUUCCAGUGUAUAUGUGGGUUCCCAUACCACCUUCACAGUCAAAUGAUCUUUCCCUCUACGCCACUUUUCAUUAUAUUAUCCAAUCAGACAGCAUGGCCAGAUGAUCCCACCAUAGAAUAUACCAUGGUGGUAUGACUGUAAGACUGAGAUGAAGAUAAUUUCCCCAGUUCAGUGUUUUCCAGCGACAUUAAUAAUUCAUGGAUGAAUACAUACAUUUUUUAUCUGAUCUAAAAUCCAGGUCUGAAAUUACUAUAAAUAAAACAGUUUGGUUUAUUUUUAA
This is a messenger RNA of Esox lucius (northern pike), 1345 nucleotides long. RefSeq names its product thiosulfate:glutathione sulfurtransferase (gene tstd1). Lineage: Eukaryota; Metazoa; Chordata; Actinopteri; Esociformes; Esocidae. Gene Ontology annotation, cellular component: mitochondrion. The transcript has 4 exons. The record is from RefSeq and is a predicted model, not a curated record. Bases 163 to 594 code for a protein of 143 amino acids. Gene Ontology annotation, molecular function: thiosulfate-cyanide sulfurtransferase activity.